GCAAUGGUAUUCAAAGCCAGCGCUCAAUACAAGUGUAACGCAAAGCCAUUGCAUUGAAUACUGCAUACAAUAAACACAUGAUUUUCAAUGCGAUAACAAAACAAACAAAAACAACACAACAAUCAAAACCCCAAUUCAUCGGCAAAUCGUUGGCCACAAAAGCAAACACUUUUCGGCGAUGAUAACGUUGAGGACGGCGUUGUCGGCCAACCAAUCGGCGCUAAGACAUCAGUUCAUAGUCAGCAACAAUAAGCCGGUGGUCAGCGCUCUGUUGGACAGAGAGUGGUCGACCGAUCGGCCCGUAUUGGUGGACAAAUGCUCGACAGGUUUCCCAGUGAUCAUUAGUAAGCGGUUUGGGCGCCGGUAUCGCAAGUGGUAUCACUGGCCAAACGAUUUUCUGCCAUUUUAUUGGGAACGGCAACGAUAUCCCGGCGGACAUAUGGUCACCGGUGAUCAGGUCCAGGACAUCGGCACUUGGGAUAAGAAUGCGCUCAUACUUGACGCCAAAUACUGCAAAGCGCUCGACGACGCACCCGAAGUGGUCAGACGUCAGUUCACGUUAGAGUUCGCCCAUCGGAAAGAUAUUGUUAAAUACCAAAGGUAUCACAUCAUGAAAGCCAUGCAAAGACAUCCGAUGGACGUCACAUCACCCGAAGCUCGCAUCACCGACUAUACGGUUAAAAUACGUAACUUUUUGCACCAUUUCAUCAAAGUUAAUCCAUACGCGGAGCGAAUGAAGAUCAUAAGCAACGGCUUGAAUCUGAAGAGAGCCAAAAUGCUGAAAGAGCUGUUCUAUAUGGACAGAGAGCGGUUCCACUUCGUGACCAAAACCCUGAAGAUUGACUACACGCCACCCGUAUUGGGCGAGAUGUACGUCAAGCCCACGCGUAAGGGUGAGCUCCGGCGGCUGACCCGCGAGUACUGCGACAAAAUCAAGACCGACAAACUGGAGGCCUAUCACCAGAAGCUGUUGGCAGAGCAGCGCGAGUUCGAGGCCAGCAAAGAGUCGAUGCAAAAGUGGAUCAAAGACGAGGAGAAAUUCUUGGGCUUAACGGUUCCCCAGACGGCCAAACCGGCGCCCACUUAGUCCGC
This is a messenger RNA of Medioppia subpectinata, 1092 nucleotides long. The record is from the annotation of a GenBank genome assembly. Lineage: Eukaryota; Metazoa; Arthropoda; Arachnida; Sarcoptiformes; Oppiidae.